Poeciliopsis prolifica (blackstripe livebearer) is the source of this 2943-nucleotide messenger RNA. It is a transcript of the gene rbm15, whose product is annotated as RNA binding motif protein 15. NCBI's taxonomy places the organism in Eukaryota, Metazoa, Chordata, Actinopteri, Cyprinodontiformes, Poeciliidae. The record is from RefSeq and is a predicted model, not a curated record. Gene Ontology annotation, biological process: regulation of alternative mRNA splicing, via spliceosome. The transcript has a single exon. Gene Ontology annotation, molecular function: mRNA binding. Gene Ontology annotation, cellular component: nucleus. The coding region runs from base 238 to 2772 and encodes 844 amino acids.
UAAGGGCUCCGUUAAUGAUUGACAGGCAUUUCAAAGGUUUCUGCCCACUUUCCAGCCAAUCAGAGCGGAGGGGGCGGGACCUUAGGCUAAUCUUAACAAAAUGGCGACUGUUGUUGUUUUGCCGCAGGGUCUCUGAUUAAAUCCGUUUACCGUUUCGGCUCAUUUCUGCACCUGCAGUGCAGAAGUCGUGCUAAGAAAAGGCCACGAACCGGAAGGCUCGACUCCGCCCGGACUGAAAUGAAAGGCAAAGAGCGGUCGCCGAUUAAAAAACGGUCCCGGGCCUUGGAAGAUAUUCGAGACAGGGGAGGAUGUCAUCCGACCAGCAAGAAAAUGGGGGCUCUGUCCGUUUCCAGCGGGAGUAAUAAUGGGAACACCUCGACAAAAGGCGACGGCGGCUCGACGAGACGGAGUCUACUCGGCGACAAAAGAGAGAGAGACUUCGACGGCCACGGCCGGACGGGAAAUAACCACAGCUGUCAGUCCGCUGCGGGUAAAAACCACAGCCUGAGCCUCACGCUGGACUUAGCCUCGCCGAGGGGCGUCUCUUCGCGAGCGGAGCAGCGGCUCCAGCCGCCCAGCGCGGAGAGUGAGUACAAAACACUGAAAAUCAGCGACCUCGGCUCCCAGCUGAGCGACGAGGACAUAGAGGACGGACUGUUUCACGAAUUCAAAAAGUUCGGCGACGUGAGCGUCAAGAUGAGCCGCAGCAGCGACGGACGGAUCGCGUUUGUGAACUUCAGGAAGCCGGAGGACGCCCGAGCCGCGAAGCACGCCAGGGGCCGGCUGGUGCUCUACGACCGGCCGCUGAAGAUCGAGGCGGUCUACGUUAACCGGAGACGGAGCCGAUCCCCGGUCGAGAGGGACUUGUACGUGGCGGCUCAGAGUCACAGACAUCUGCAGAGACCCCUGUCGCCCACUGGGCUUGGAUACAGAGACUACAGGCUGCAGCAGCUGGCUCUGGGACAGCUGCCCCCGCCCCCGCCGCCGCCCCUGCCCAGGGAUCUGGAGCGGGACCGAGAGUUUGCUCUGUUUGAAGCCAGGGCGCGUCCCGCUUUCAUUGCAGAGCGGGCGGCGUUCAGAGAAGAGGAUUUUAUAUCUCCCGAAGACGACCAAAGAGCCAACAGGACGUUGUUUCUGGGAAACCUGGACAUUUCUGUCACGGAGGCGGACCUGAGGAGGGCUUUUGACAGGUUUGGGGUCAUCACCGAGGUGGACAUAAAGAGACCCACCAGAGGACUAACUAGCACCUAUGGAUUUCUGAAAUUUGAGAACCUGGACAUGGCUCACCGUGCCAAGCUUAGUAUGUCUGGCAAAAUCGUGGGUCGCAACCCCAUAAAGAUAGGUUAUGGCAAACCCAUGCCCACCACACGCUUGUGGGUGGGGGGACUUGGACCCUGGGUACCUGUAACUGCCCUGGCCAGAGAGUUUGAUCGCUUUGGGACAAUAAGGACCAUUGCCUAUAGAAAAGGGGACACUUGGGCUUACAUUCAGUAUGAAAGUUUAGAUGCUGCACAAGCAGCUUGGACACACAUGAGGGGGUUUCCCUUGGGAGGACCAGAGAGACGGCUCAGGGUGGACUUUGCAGACUCUGAGCAUCGCUACCCGCAGCAGUUCCUGCAGCCUCUCCCCAUAGCGCCAUUUGACAUGGUGGCCGAGUCAUUCGUUCACCGUGCCACGCCCGAACCUCUUCGGGUCAGAGACAGGACUCCUCCACCACUUCAUUUCAGGGACAGAGAGCUCUUCCCUGGAGCCGACUGGCCCAAUCCCGCCAUCCGGGAACGGGUGCGGGCCUCGCCUUUUGAGCCUCUGGAACAUUUGGAGCGGCGUACAAGGGAGCCGUGGUCUCUGGAACGAGAGCUGCAGGGACGAGAACCUAUACGCAAGCGCCGUGCAGUGGAGGAGGGACGCCAUCUGGACCUCUCCCCGGACAGCACUGAGAGAACAGUAAGACGUAGACGAGCCUCCCCAGAGGGGAGUCCCGGUGGCAGCAGCAGAGAGGGGGGGCGCUUCAGUGAUUCAGAGCGCCCCAUGCGAAGUGAGAGAGCCUCUCCAGUGAGAGAACGCCAAAACAGCCUCGAGCGGGUUGGGACAGAACGGCGGCUCAAGAGCCAGGUUCUGUCUGAUAAAGGACCAUCAGGUAUUGCGGGGGCAGCAGCUGGAGAACGCAAGCGUAAAGCAGUUGACGGUGGCAAAGGGCCGGCCAAGAGAGAACGCUCUGAAAGCAGCUCCAAGGGAGGUCUGCCGUCCAAGGUGGACGGCGCCAAACUCGGUCUAGCUUGGCAAGGCAUGCUGCUCCUGAAAAACAGCAACUUCCCAGCCAACAUGCACCUGCUGGAGGGCGACCACAGCGUGGCCAGCGACCUGCUGAUGGACAGCGCGACAGGGAGGCAGGUGAGCGAGCUGAAGAUCACGCAGCGUCUCCGCCUGGACCAACCCAAGCUCGACGAAGUGUCCCGCCGCAUCAAGGUGGCAGGUCCCGGCGGCUACGCCAUCCUGCUGGCCGUUCCUGGAGCCACGGAGGAGUCGCUCUCGGACUCCGCGGCUUCGACCCAGCGGCCGCUCCGCAACCUGGUGUCCUACCUCAACCAAAAACAAGCAGCCGGAGUCAUCAGCCUGCCCGUGGGGGGCAGCCGGGAUAAAGACAACGCAGGGGUCCUUCAUGCUUUCCCCCCCUGUGAUUUCUCCCAGCAGUUCUUAGAUUCGCCUGCCAAAGCUCUGGCAAAAAGCAAAGAGGACUAUCUGGUCAUGAUCGUGGUUCGUGGCGCAUCAUAAAAAAGUGACCGUACACUACAAUGAAGCGGCAAUUAGAAGAAAAAAAAAUCUGCUGUCAGUAAUUAUUGCAUGCUGUGUGUUCUGCAUCCUGGGGUACAGUAGUGUGCUUCUCCAGUGUUUGAAUGUUGCCAUAUAACCCACUAAACGGACAAAUGGUGCCCUUCUAUACAA